AUGAAAGUAGGAGAAACAACUCUACGAAGUGGUGGAGAGAUUCUUCAUCUUGCAUCACAAGUUGCUGACAAAUGUUGUGGUCACCUGCUUGCACUCAACGUCAUUGGUAAGACAAUGGCUUGCAAGAAAACUGUCCAAGAGUGGAAGCAUGCACUUGAUGUUAUGACCUCAGAUGCAGCAGAGUUUUGGGGCAUGGACGUCACCAUUCUUCAUGUACUGAAGUACUCCGGUAAGUCGUGUUUUAUACACUUGGCCAUACAUCCUUCACAUCUCAAAAACACCAUAGAGUCUCUGAUUUUUCAGUUCAUCAGCCAGGGUUACAUUGAUAGCAGAGGCAUCAGUUCUGUACUUCAAUACCGGAAGAAUUGUGUCCUCCAUGCCCCAGAACUCUGCUGCAUUUGA
Molecule: messenger RNA, 402 nt
Organism: Microthlaspi erraticum
Lineage: Eukaryota; Viridiplantae; Streptophyta; Magnoliopsida; Brassicales; Brassicaceae
Source: the annotation of a GenBank genome assembly